AGCAGCAGUGGAGUUGCUCCACUGCAGCUCACUGCAAAUUUCAGAUCUGAUCGGAAACUUACGUUGCAGUCUGGAAACCCAGCAGGAUGGGAAAAAAAACAGGUGGGGAAGUGAACACCAUGUGGAGAUUGGCGCUCUCAGUUAUUUAAAGCCGUCCUAAUGUGCACUAAAUGAAAACAGAGACCCCCCGCCACCACCUGGAAAACACUGAAGGACUAAGUGGAUUGAAGAAGGCAGCCGCCGAGUGAGGUAGUCGGGGUAGGGAGGGGAGACGCAGAGAGGAUUAGGAGCUAAUCCAGUCCAACGAACAAUCCUUGCAGAGCUUUAUCGUUCUUGCAGGACAACGCAGACAAAACAGUUCACGGAUUUAUACGCUGAAACAACGUGUCCAUCUUCUUUUACCUCUGCUGUGACAGUCUUAAUUUGGAAAGAGCUUGGAUCUUUGCUGCAGAUGAACCAGUGGACUAAGAACAAAAGAGACAGGAUGUCCUGUGGACUUUAUGGUGCCACACAAAGAGAUGAACCUUUUAGUAGAAGGAGGAGCACAUGACUGUGGAUCUCUGCUUUUUCACCUCGGCCUGAUGAAAAGACACUAAACGUCUGUUUGGAAUUUGUGAUCAGGCCUCAUUUACAGUGACUGAAAGCUGCUGCUGUGCAGAGAAGGGAGCUUGGUUGUUUGGGAAAGAUGUGGGAAAGAAUAAAGGAUAUAAACAGAUAUAAGUGGCUGUGCUGGCAUCCCAUGGCGUCGAUCAUAAAGAGAAGCAGUGGGUAGUGCUGGAUCAAACACAAAGUUGGAUUUUAAACUUCACUGACAUGAAAUUAAAGUCCACACAUUAUCAAUCAUUUUAAAGGAAAAUUAAACAACUUUUCUUCCACCAUGAGUCUGGGAAAACUGCCAGGGAUUAAAGGCCUUGUGCCCGGAUCUCAGGGGAAACGUCGCUUCAAGAGUGAUCUCUCAGUGGACAUGAUUAGCCCCCCGCUUGGGGACUUCCGACACACCAUGCAUGUGGGCCGCGGAGGGGACGUUUUUGGUGACACUUCCUUCCUGAGCAACUAUGGAGGCAUCCGGGAGCCUGGAAGUCCGGACUCAGCGAGCAGCUCCAAGUCAACCGGCUUCUUCACACGUACCUUUCGCCAUGUACGGAGGACCUCUGGGCCUCAGCCUCGAGGAGGUUCCCGGGAUUUGUCAUCCCCUCCUCCGGACAUCUCACCCAUCAUUAAAAAUGCCAUCUCUUUGCCUCAGCUCAACAUAGAUUCUGUCAAUGGUUGCAGACAGAGGGCACUGUUCCCCAACUCCAUGAGCUCAGCAGAUGACUCCUUCUGCACAUAUGGUGUGCAGUCUGGAUUCGUCACUCUGCCUCGACUCUCUCGAAUUGACAGACAGCUUCAAGAUGGCACCAUAUGGAAACCCUCUUCAGCAGACAAUGGUUGCAGCACCUUGACCCGCUCUGACUCCCUGGCCUCUUUCACUGUUGACCUUGGUCCAUCUCUAAUGACUGAAGUGUUUGCUUUAAUUGAUAACCCCAGCUCUGUACAGAUAUUCAAUCAUAGCCAGGAGACAGCUGAGGAGGACCAGGGAGAGGAAGAGGACAAAGGUGACAACAACUCUUUGACUGAGACACCUGUUCAGACACCGACAGUGUGCUCCCCCAACCCUUCCCUGUGCAGCGGGUCUCUUAGCCCCAGAUUGAAUGGAAAAAAUAACUCUGAGAUGAGAGAGCCUAAAGAAGACAGAGGGUCUGUGAGGACGCCUGAUGCCUCCUCCUGUUCGUCUCACAAGGAGUCAGUAAUAGAGGCAGAGAGGUUUCAGAGGGCGACUAAUGUCCUCGCUCGGCAUUAUGGUGGAGGAUCCUUUACAGAAGGAAUGAGAAUCAACAAAAAAACAUCUUUUUCUUUAUCUGAGGAGGAGGAGGAGAUCAAAGUGUAAACAUUAGGAAUUGAGACGGUUUAAAGUCAAAAUGGGAAAAUAGUUCCUUGUCUUGAAACCUUUUUGCUCCUUUACUCGAACUUUUUAUGUUCAACAAAACUGACUGUCCAUUUUCUAAAGAAAAUGAGAUUUAUUUUCUGUCACAAAACUUAACCAACUUGUUUUUCUAUAACUUUAGCUAAUAUAUAUCAACUAACACUAUGUAAGUAAUACGGUAACAAAGCACAUGGUUUUGUAAAUGUUUGUAAAAUAGUUUUGGAAACAUGUAUAAGGUUAAUAAUGUUUAUACUGAUGUGUAAACCUUAUAAAUAACAUUAUAGCAUUCUUAUGUGUACUUUGCUUCAGGUUCCUGUAAACUGUAUAUUGAGCGAUGUUGGAUUUUCUCCUGUAAAAAGUUUUAAUUUCCACCUGUAAAAUACUAAUUUUUAAACAGAGCUUAAUCAAUGUAUGUAAUUAGUUUCUCAAUUAUUUAUCAUCAUUUUUUUUUAUUUCUCAACUUGAAAAGAUAAUCUUCUUUAACUUAUCAUUAAAUCAUUUACCUAGUUUAUAGCUAGCUGAAGUACGCCUUUCACCCUCUGCCAACCUAGAAAAUAAGAUUUUAUGCACCAACAAAAAUCUAAUUGGGAGCAGUUUAGUGAAACAUUAUAACUCAGCUGUAAAGGGGCUACAAUAUUAGCUUUUACAAGACACAUUUUUAACUUUCAUGUGCACAUAUGUAAGCUUUUAAUCCAUAAACUACAGAGCAGUAUAAUUUAAAGAAAAAUAAAUUUUAUAAAAUGUCAUGUUUACACAGAGGUGUGCAGCCUAUCACAGAACAUGAUACGAGUUUGUGUGUGCAGAGACACUAUAAUCAACAUUCUGCUGAUCUAUGAGAGGAUAAAAAUACCUCUACUGUCCCACACUAAAGGAUAAAGGUGUGACAAUGACAGUGGUACUAAAAAAAAGUAGAUAAUAGAAUAGAAAAACCCUUUAUUGUCCCAUAAUGGGAAAAUUCUGGUGUUUACAGCAGCAAAAA
This is a messenger RNA of Cyprinodon variegatus (sheepshead minnow), 2942 nucleotides long. RefSeq names its product cdc42 effector protein 1-like (gene cdc42ep1b). The transcript is spliced from 5 exons. Lineage: Eukaryota; Metazoa; Chordata; Actinopteri; Cyprinodontiformes; Cyprinodontidae. The record is from RefSeq and is a predicted model, not a curated record. Bases 878 to 1927 code for a protein of 349 amino acids.